Molecule: messenger RNA, 707 nt
Organism: Varanus komodoensis (Komodo dragon)
Lineage: Eukaryota; Metazoa; Chordata; Lepidosauria; Squamata; Varanidae
Gene: CIMIP3
Product: GUCA1A neighbor
Exons: 2
Coding region: 148-501 (117 amino acids)
Source: RefSeq, a predicted model, not a curated record
CAUCACUCCUCUGUCCUUUUCAUGGCUUCAGCGGUACAUCUCUGGGUGUAAGUAGAUGUAACUACACCCAACUGAGGCCUGCCUAUUCCCUGGGAAGUCCAGACCAAACCAUCUCUGAAAGCCAAAAAGCGCAUCAAUGGCUGCAAGAUGUCGCAGAAGGAGAAAGCGGCCAAAGCAGCCGCUGCAGACAAACCUAAGAAGCAGUUCCCAGUAGCUCUGGGCUACAAGAUGGAGCAGGCGUUAGUUUCUGAAUAUGCUCCUGUGGUCAUACAUCCAGGGGGCCAUAAGCCUGAGUCUCUCAGCUAUGCUUUCUACAACCCUAACUACUCUAAUUCGUACACUCCAUUUUACACGUUACAAAAGCCCACCUGUGGUUAUCUUUAUUGCCGAGACACAGAUCACAAAAGGAAGGUGAUGGAUGUUGAGAGAGUGAAUAUUCCAAAGUGGAGGAACAUUGUAGGGAAAAAGCCAGGUUUGUCUGCAGAAGGCUCAAAACAUUGAAUCUGCCACGCAGCUAGCCUAAAACUCUCAUCUAUAAGUGCAUCCCAAAGUGGAGUUCUUCAAGACUAUCGAGAAGGAUGUGUUGCAGACAUAUUAGAAGGAGCAGAUCUUCCUCUCAGCAAGAGCUUCCGGAUUGAAUUGCAACAGAACAAUUCAAGUGCAACAGCUCAGGGUACAAUAGCCAGGCUUUGGCUGGGAUGUUAAAU